Messenger RNA from Ornithodoros turicata, 9252 nucleotides. RefSeq names its product neurobeachin-like protein 1. Gene Ontology annotation, biological process: intracellular protein localization. The record is from RefSeq and is a predicted model, not a curated record. NCBI's taxonomy places the organism in Eukaryota, Metazoa, Arthropoda, Arachnida, Ixodida, Argasidae. Gene Ontology annotation, cellular component: membrane; cytosol. The transcript is spliced from 60 exons. Gene Ontology annotation, molecular function: protein kinase binding. Bases 227 to 8179 code for a protein of 2650 amino acids.
ACCGAUUCUGCAGAUCUCCGCCCACUAAUUCCAGUCGCUCUCCAAAAUAGCCAUCUGUAUCCUCCGUGUUUUGUGGAUGUGGGUGGUUGGGUCGUUGCGUGCUGUGAUUUUUUUGAGUGUGAGAAUGCGGUAUAACUCAUGUGCAAUGGUACUGUUGUUCGGUGUGCCUUCCUCUGUGACAAGUUAGCCGCCCACGGCUUUCGAAGGCGAUGUGCUGUUCGGUAACAUGACCGAAAAAGAAACUCUCGAAGCGCUAUGGAGUGCUUUCCAGAGCAAGAAGAGUGCGUCAGCGCUGGUGAGAUACAUGACAGAAUUCCGGCGACGUUAUGCGGCUUGCAUAACACCUGCCGGACUACAAGACGAAAGAACGAAGAAAAACGUGCCACACCUGAUCGAUCUACCAGAAGGAUUUUUACUGUCAAUAGAAGACCACCUGCAGGAAUGCGAAGGUCCCUUCAGUGGGACGUCAUUGCAAGAGGCCCACCUGAUGGUUCAGGUGUUGGCCAUACUAGCAUGCAAUCAAAGCAACCUACCCUUUGUAGCGGCAAGCUCGGCCGUGCCACUUGGCAUGGCAAUAUCGUCUGCGGUCGUCAAUCAGUGUGUUCAACAGCAGCAAGAUGCAGAAGAGGGAGCAGCACAGUUUUUGUUGACCGUGUUACAGUUCCUAGAGCUGCUCUAUGAUCCAUGUAGGGUUUGGCAGAAUACCUGGGCUGGAGAUCUGCAGGGUGCUGCCAUAUCAAAAUUGAUGCAAAGGUGCCAAGCCUCAAAUCUUCAUCUGGAAGUGAUGCCAUUCCUCUACGACUGUCUACAUUCCAAACCCUAUAUGCUCCCUGAAUCCGUGCAAUUGAAAUUAGUUCAUUUAUUUGGUGCCAUCAUGAGCGGUGCUCAACACAAUGCACAGGUAGCUUUAAGUGAGGACACUGUGUCGAUGUUGCUAAUAUCGUGUCUAAGGGGAUCCACUCAAGGAGACGGAACCCAUGUCGUCCCUCCAACUGUCCGGGCGGCUGCAGGGCGUUGUCUCCUGCGAGCCAUUUCGGCCUUAACCGCCUUGCCCGUGCAUCAGAGGAAAGUGAGCCCUGACAACCUAGUGAGCCAUAUGUUGGGAGUGCUAUCAGAACUGAUGGGAGAAGAAGAAAAGCCCAACCAAGUUGAUACAGUGAUUGGGUUGCUAGCGUGCCUUCGAGAGUUGGUGAGCCGUGAUGCAGCGCUUGGCAAAAUCCUCCAUGACAACGAACUUGUGAAGUGCCUCCUUCGCUCUUUGCACGGAACCAAACUGAUUGGAAUUAGCGCACAGCGGGUGGCUGCAUCAACUGUACGCCUCCUCCACAUCUUUCUUAGGAGCUAUCCUACGGCGGAAAAGCCGUUUGCAGGAAUGUUGGGCUAUCGGAUGUUGCUGGGUACCCUGCAGAGGUUAGGGGACCCUCAUCAGGACACAAUGGAGUCGUUGCUGGAAUGGGUUGUUGAAAGGAUUCCGCGGGAUGAUUCUGACAGUGCGCUACGCAAUAUCACCUUAGCAGUACAACUUGUGCGGUGGGUUCCGACCCUGGAAAGUCCCGAGAAGCAGUUCCUUUUAGCAAACGAAGUGGCUACGCUGGCAGAGAAGGGGUCACGGGCACGUCACACAGCAUGUCGUGGAGGCCUUGUCUUGGCAACAAUUGCCCCAUUAAGUCAUAUUGGAGAUCGGCAACUCUACGGUAAAGCUGCAGGGCGUCUUUUGAGGUUUCUGGUCAACCUCGGAUCAUGCUCUGUGACACCACAGGAGCUGAAAGCACUGUUUGCUUUACUGCAUGAUGGACAAGAACAGAAUCCGUAUGUUCUUCCUGUGACGUAUGCCCUAACGUGCAUGGUGAAAGGAGACGUGUGGCCACGGGUGUCUCAUUUCUUCGACUUUUGUGGGUCAAAGGAGGGCAUAGAGAUACCUUCAAUCAAGAAAUGGCCUGGGUAUGGGUUCAGCUUUCACGCCUGGGUUCGCUUUGAUGAGUACGCGUGGAAGAAAGAACGCAACAGCCAUCGUCGACAAUUAUACAGGUUUCACUUGACCGCUGGAUCUGUAUUGGAAGCAUUCCUCACAGCGCGCGGUGAAUUGGUUGUGGCCGUGACUAACAAGAAGGAGCACUUUGCGAUUUUGGGAGACCGCAUCGACGAUGAAGCCUGGCACUGUUUGGACAUAUGCCACAGUCCAGCCCGACAUCCCUUUGGCAGUGGCAAUCUCAGCGUUUUCGUCGAUAGCAAACGGAGAGCAAGUGUGCAGCUAAAGUUACCAUCUUUUACUGAGUUCUGUCGCUGCCACGUGGGUCUGGGUAAUCGAGGAGACCAGUCUCCGUGCGCUGGAGGGGAUUCGACAGCAAACGGUGAUAACACAGCCACGCCUUCUGGAAAAGAAACCCGUGGGUCUGGCCGCGCUCUUGGACAGUUACUGACCUGGGGAGGUGCAGAGCGGCUCCUGUCAUUUGCACCGUCUGCUGCAGUGCAGUUACGAGGUUCCUCUGCACCUGACCCGGCUGUCAUUGCGACACCGACUCAGGAGGUUCAACAGGUGUGGGGGUGUCCGGAGGCCAUGGGCGGUCAGGUGGCCACACUGUGUAUAUUUUCAGAAUCACUUAACCCGGGUCAAGUGAAGAAGCUUUACAAUGAAGGACCUAAUAGCAGCACACUGUUUCAAGAUGAAAGUGACCUAGAGUUGGCUGACUUGACUUCAAAACUGGUAGUGUUCUAUGAUGCCAAGGCCUCUACAGAAGAAGCAUGCACAAACUUGGCUCCCUCCGGUCAAUAUGAUGGGCACGUCCAGGGUCGAAUCUGGCACAGCCUAAAUGCAAAGGAUUCCCUCAGUGUGAUUGGUGGAUUUCCGGUGCUCUAUCCUUUGCUAGAAAACGCUUGGAAGUCCGUCACCCCUAGCUUAUUGGCAGAUCUUGAAUCAUCACUUCUGCUGAAAAGUUCCAUGCCCGACACACCCAGUAACGGUGUCGCAGCAGGGAACUUUUCCUCCCCUGCAACAGACUGGAAGCUGGCUCAGAACCAGGUGGCAACAGUACUGAUGGUAAUUCAAUAUCUGAUGCAAGGCUGCCCAGAAAACCAGCUGAGGUUGCUCUUGCGUUCAGGGCUGCCAACUCUGGGUGUUCUACUUCAAAAGGCUCCUAGCCAAUGCAUCGAUGUCAAUGUGUUAAUGGCUGCCCAAUUGCUGGUGGAGAGGGCAGCACUGACCGACCACUCUGCUGACCUCCUGGAAGCUGUCUGCAAACACAUCCUUUUUGACUUUCGCAUUUGGAGCCGUGGCAGUUUUGCUGUUCGUAUAGGCCAUAUUCAGUACAUAAGCACAAUCAUUAAAGAAGAUAGGAAAUACUACAGAAAGAAGUAUGGACCACAGUUCCUUCUGGAUGCUACACAGAUGUUCUAUAGUGCCUGUGGUGGGUCAGAGGAGGAGGAUAUGAAGAUGAUCCGCAAGUCUGUGUUGUCUCUCGUCAAGUUCUACAUGUCUCGUGAUGUGAACGUCCAGGAUAUAACUGCCUUAGUAUCUUACAUUCUCUCGCAGAAGAAGGAGGAGCUGAUUUGUGAAGCCCUUGAGCUCUUGCUUCAGCUGCUGGAAAGCCCCACUUCUCGUGACCAGCUAGUGCUCCUGCUGUAUGAGCCUAACUGUGCAGAACUCUUCUACUGCCUCCUCCUGAACCAGGACCUCAGUAAUGAAGCAAAAGUUACAGUUAUCAAGUUACUUUGUGCAUUGCUCAAGUCCGAGAAAGUGUACGAGAAGUCUAAGGUUCGCCUGCGACUCUGGGAUGUGGGAUUUGCUGCACUGACUUCCCUCCUGCCUCCACCAGGAGAUACAUCGACUCAAGUUCUCAAAGAGCUUGUAGACCUUGUGCUCACAACAGAUACUAUGCAAAGUCUGGAUGCAUUUCUUUCCCUUCUGAGCUUCAUGCGCCUUGCUGAUGUAGAAGCAAAGCUUUAUGCCAUACAGAGGUUGUUGAAGGUACUGGAUUCCCAACCAGUGGCAGUGGUACGUUUGGCACAACUGACCGGCUGGCAGGAAUGUUUGCUCGGACUUCUCGUACAAAGACCCAUGACGGAGCGAGUUCCACCCCAAGAACCUUUCACAUCGAACUCUCAUUCGCCGAGCGGCUCUGCGGGGGACACUGGAUCGGGGCAAAGCCCAGAAGCUGGGGACGCUAUGCCACUGCGGAGACGACUAUCACGACGUGCACUGGUUGCUCAGCAGUCUCUGGAAGAUCUUCUACGACCAAGUUCACCCCGUGCUUCUAUGUUGCUCUCUCAGCUGCGAGACCACGUCAUGGACUCCGAGAUAGCACAUUUACUGACAAGUGGCCGAUCCCGUUCGAGCAGCUACAGCUCAAGUCGUGAGGAUAUUGCCAACAUGGGAGAGUCACCACAGUCACUUAGGUGUUCAUCUGCUUUGGCUCUUUCUUCAGGCCAACAGAGCAACGGAACGGUGGAAAACUUGAAGGGGGAACCAAGCGGUGGCACAAAGGAACUACUCGACUGUGUGGUAGAAGCUACAUUCCGUUUAUCAUGGAGGGGCAUUGAGGGCUCAUCUCGACAAGCUUGGUUGGAAAGGGGGCAACUUCUGGUAUGCAUCAACAAGCUAGCACUUUGCAACGAGCUUUUCUUUUCACACUUGGAGAUAAAACGUCAGCUCUUUGAGAAGUUGCUUGAAGCCUGCUGUGCAGAUAUCCAAGAUGCUGCGCAAGUGAAUGCUACUCUGACAGAAAAUGCCUCGGAGCUGGUGAAAGUGUUCUUCGACUUUGUCUGCUCUGAAAACACGGAUGAUGACCGAAGGUUAAGCGUAAAGCUACUGGAAAAUGUAUUGGGCCUGAUGGACACCCUCCUCGUGUUUGCCGAGUCGCCGGUCGAUGAAGGCUGGGAAGAGAUGGCCCAGAUGGCGCUCAGCAUUAUUCUAGUUUGCGCUACAAGUAAAAAGAUUGAGUUGUGUGCCAUGGCAACAGCUAAGCUACAUGCCUUGGUGCAGACAAGACCACAGGCAACCGUAGCGGAGACCUGCUACUUGCUCACAUGUCUCAACAGUGCACUAACAACAGCUCUGCAAGAUGGGGAACAAGAAUAUUACUCCUUUGCACUUCCUGUGGUGCGUGCACUCCUGGAUCGCCUGUCAGGGCCUUUGCAGCUGUAUAGACGUCUCCCGGACCUUCCAGAGACCAGUGUUGGACCUACCUUCUUUGAAGCCUUCAAGCAGUAUGUUCUCAAGCCAGAGUGGUCUACAUUUGUGGCUGACGUGGUUGUACCGCUUCAAGAACGUUAUGCGCUGGCGCAACGAAAGGAACGGCACGAAGCCAUGAAUGACUUCUGGAACAUGUGCUACGAAGCCUUGAUGGUAUCCAUGCAUCGACGUGGUAGGGAGGCUGGUGAGAGUAAACUGCGCUUUCAGUCGCAGGUCCUGGGAGCGUUCCAGGCACGGCUCGCCGAGGAGCAGCUGCGACUCCUGUCAGUACAAACCGGAAUACGAAGUCAGCAGCUGCUCCUGUGCCGCCAUUGGGACGCACUUAAAUUGUUUCUCGUGGGACCUCGUGGGCCCUGGGCAGCUAGCACGCAAAAGCCGCUGUACUGGAAAUUGUCGCAGCAAGAGAACUUCUCUCGAAUGCGAUUGAAGCUGACGUUGAAUCCACACUUCGAUAGCCAUUACGAAGCGAGCAGCCUCAGAGACAAUCAAGGGUACUACACAAGUCAGCAGCAACCAAUGGGUCAUCCACCUCCUGUAGCAGCUCAGGUUGCAUUGCACAGGGAAGACUCCGUACCUGAAGAAGAUUUGCCCGGGCCGCCCCCCACAGGCCAGGGACAGAGACCUGAAAGUCCUGUUGGAGAUGGUUUGAAACCAGUUGUUGAUGAAGAGUGUGACCUCGUCACUUUGAUGAAGGUUGUCCGAGGUCGUUUCCAAGCAACCGCAACGAUGAUGCGCUUUUCGGACCUUUCACCAACCAGAGAAGGCGUGAGACAAGAUUUCUGCUACCCUCUGUCUGUGCUUCGAGAAGUUCAUUUGCGUCGGUAUAACUUGCGCCGAUCAGCGCUGGAAUUCUUUUUGGUUGACCAAACAAAUUUUUUUCUCAACUUCACAACGAAGACGCGCAACAAGAUAUUUGGCAAGUUGGUAUCCCUGCAUCCUCCAAAUCUGCUUUACUCUUCAACGACAAGGUCUCCAGCAGAUGUGCUCAAAGCUUCGGGACUUACACAACGCUGGGUGCAGCGUGAGAUAUCCAACUUUGACUACCUCAUGCACCUCAACACAAUUGCAGGGCGGACGUACAACGACCUCAGUCAAUACCCCGUGUUUCCUUGGGUGCUGGCGGACUACAGUUCAGAAGAACUCGACCUAGACAAUCCUUCCACAUAUCGAGACCUGUCACGUCCCAUUGGUGUAGUGAAUCCAAAGAAUGAGGCUGAAGUGAGAGCCAAGUACGAGAACUUUGUCGACUUGACAGGAGCUGUAGAGAAGUUUCACUAUGGCACCCACUACUCCAACUCGGCUGGUGUGCUGCACUAUCUCGUCCGUCUUGAGCCAUUCACUUCACUUCACAUUGAACUCCAAAGUGGCAGGUUUGAUGUGGCAGAUCGCCAGUUCCAUUCAGUAGAAGCAACCUGGAAAAUGCUGAUGGAGAGCCCCAGUGAUGUCAAGGAGCUUAUUCCCGAGUUCUUCUACCUACCUGAAUUUUUGGUUAACAUGAAUGGAUUUGAUCUGGGUCGGCUGCAGAGCACCAGAGAACCCGUAGGAAACGUGUGUCUGCCUCAGUGGGCUAGUUCUCCGGAAGACUUCAUCUUCAAGCAUCGAAAAGCUCUGGAGUCUGAGUGUGUAUCCCUGCAUUUGCACGAGUGGAUUGACCUGAUUUUUGGCCACAAGCAGAAAGGUCCUGCCGCCGUAGAAGCGCUCAACGUCUUCUACUACGUGUCGUACGAAGGCGUCGUGGAUCUAGACAGUAUCAAGGAUCCCAUUCAGCGUGCAGCAACGGAGGGCAUCAUCAACAACUUUGGACAGACUCCGUGCCAGCUGCUCAAGGAGCCUCACCCUCGGCGCAUGUCCCUGGAGGCCUCCCUGACCGGUAGGCCAGACAGCAAGCCACCGAGCCUCUUCCUGUGUCUUCCCAACUUCAAGGCCUAUGUCAUUGAGGCACCGUUGGGCUGUCCUGUGGCAUAUGUGUGCAUUCCUCGUUGCCCCACUGCCCGGUCAUCGUUUGUGCAGCCUCACGGUGGUACCACGGAGACACUGAUAACAGUAGGGCAAGAUGGCUCUCUUGGCUUGCAUGGCUGGUUGCCUUACGACCGUACCCGUGCAUAUCCAAAUUACUUUACGUUUGACAAGGACCCUAUGCUGGCUAGUCCAAAGACGGCUCGCAAGCUUUCUGGCCCCUUUGACCCCUCACUGAAGGUGCAUGGAAGGCUGUUUGCUGUGAGCGCAGACGCCAAGUUCCUGGUCUCUGGUGGACAUUGGGACAGCAGUGUGCGUGCAUACAGUCUCGUCAAAGGGAAGCAAGUGGCAAGGAUUAUUCUACAUAAAGAUGUUGUGACCUGCCUAGCCUUAGACACAUGCGGCAUGUUUCUCAUGACCGGAUCUAAGGAUACCACUUGCAUUCUGUGGGAGCUCAACCAGCAGUCUGCACAAGGAAACUUCCUUCCAGAGAAGCCAUUUCAGAUCUUGUGCGGACAUGACAGUGAAGUGGCAUGUGUAGCCGUGCUUACGGAACUGGACAUGGCUAUUUCAGGUUCAAAGGAUGGCACUGUGAAUGUGCACAGCAUUAGGGAUGGCCACUUCCUGCACACCCUGCAGCUUCCCUGCACAAUGGGACAACCGCACGCUGCAGUUGCGCUGUUGGCCGUCUCGCACCUCGGUUACAUCUGCGUACAUAGCCGUCCACAGAACACUAGCACAACAACGAAAGGUGGGCAUGUUCUGCACCUGUUCACCAUCAACGGGAAAUACCUGAUGCAAAAGGAGGUCUCAUCGGAGGUAUCAGAUAUGCUUGCUUCGGGAGAUUUCUUGAUCAGUGGCCAUCGUGAUGGAUCACUCACUGUGUGGGAACUCUUUGGCAUGAACCCUCGGACGACGUUGUCCCUCGGAUCGCCCGUGGCUUCCCUGGCACUGAGCCCCGCCCAAUCACAUAUCAUCUGCAGCCUACGGGACGGUAAACUCAUUGUUGUUGGCGUUGCUCCACCUUCACGCUGAUUCGGCGACGACUUACUACUCCUAUCAUAUCGCUUGUGUUCAGUCUUGAUGACACCGGUGGCUUUGCUCACUUUCACAAACGAUGGCAUCGCCCCAUGCCAUGGUUUCUGUUGACGAACUUACGGGGACUGACGUGCCUUCUGGCAGACCAUUUAUCAUUUUAGGGUUGUGUUUGCAAAAAAAAAAUGCAACAUGCUUUGUUCUUUGAUCAUAUACGAUAUACACAUACAGGCCUCAUUUACUAUUUUAAAUUAUAUGAGGUUGUGAAUGGUUAAGUUAUGGAUGUAUAUUUUGAGUGCCUUUUGAUCAGUGCGCAAGUGUACCCAAAAUGGGGGGAAAGUUGUGGUUGUCUCGCCCAAGUCAAGGCUUUCUAAUAAUGCGUUCUGCAGUUGAAUGUGAUUAGGGGUACGCUGUUCUCUCCUGAUGCUUCCCACUCAACGAGAGCGUGCUGCAUGGCAAGGCAUGGGAUGAGAGAGUCUUGACUUGCGCGGCACAAGUUUUACAAAUGUUAAGCCAGGCGUAAGACAGUGUGUUGUACUUCUGCAAGGUCUUUCGUGUGAAAUAGUGACGUGAAUUAAAAGGGCCACAAAACGUGAGAUAAAUACAGCUAUGGCUACGGAACGUGCGACGCAAGAAAGCGCUCCAAUAAUGUACAUAUUUAUGCACUUUUCCCCCUUUCAGAACUAUUUGGUCAGAUUUUCUCCAGAUGAUAUAUAAAUAUAUAUAUGUAUACAUAAUUGUAUAACAGUAGGCUUAGUGUUGCAGGCCAUUUUGUGAAUGUGCCCACAGAUGUUCUUCCACAGAGAGUAUAAGUUGAUGUACAGGGACUUGUUUCUUUAUUAGCUGUUACAACAGAUUGUUAGAAAUUUUUAUACUAUAGAGUAUACCGAUCACGUCAGUAAGGGAGAGAAAGACUUGCCAGAUUCAACGCUAUUUGGUGCACGUUAUUUAGCGGUAAUGACACUGCGCUACGUUUUGCCGCUCGAGUAAUUUAUCACUUUGAGCCUGCGCCUAAGAAGUGCGAGAGGAUAUUUAUGGGCUGGUCUCGAAAAGUAAAACUGUCAAAAGCUGCA